Rattus rattus (black rat) is the source of this 927-nucleotide messenger RNA. RefSeq names its product putative olfactory receptor 52P1. Gene Ontology annotation, cellular component: membrane. The record is from RefSeq and is a predicted model, not a curated record. Lineage: Eukaryota; Metazoa; Chordata; Mammalia; Rodentia; Muridae. Bases 1 to 927 code for a protein of 308 amino acids. Gene Ontology annotation, molecular function: olfactory receptor activity; G protein-coupled receptor activity. The transcript has a single exon. Gene Ontology annotation, biological process: G protein-coupled receptor signaling pathway.
AUGGUACUCUUCAACCACUCCAGCUCCAUGACGUUCAUGCUUAUGGGAGUGCCCGGCUUAGAGUCACAACACAUAUGGCUCUCUCUUCCAUUCACUUCCAUGCUCUUGGCCAUCCUCAUUGGCAAUGGUGCUAUCCUCUUCUUGGUUAUCACACAGACCACACUUCACACACCAAUGUACCUGCUCCUGGCCCUGCUGAUGGUGGCUGACCUCAUCUCUACUCUAGCUCUGCUGCCCAAGGUCCUGUGCCUCUUCUGGUUUGAUGAUCGAGUCAUAGCUGUCUAUGCCUGUUUCACACAGAUGUUUUUCAUUCACGGAGCUUCAGUAGUACGAUCAGCUCUACUUGUUGCAAUGGCCUUUGACCGCUUUGUGGCUGUGUGUGAGCCACUACGCUACAACACAAUUCUGAGCCGUUCUCUAGUUGGACGCCUAGGACUGGUGGCACUUGCCAAGGGUGUCAUCCUUAUCCUGCCCAUGCCUCUUCUACUUCAAAGACUGACUUUCUGUCACAGGAUCAUUCCUCACACAUACUGUGACCACAUGGCUGUGGUAAAAAUGGCCUGCGGUAAUACCAGACCCAAUCGGAUUUAUGGGCUCUUUGUGGUCUUGCUCGUGGUGGGACUCGAUCUGCUUCUAAUUGGCUUGUCAUAUGUCUUCAUCCUGCAGACUGUGGUACGCCUCAACUCUCGCGAUGCCACCUUCAAAGCCCUCAACACCUGCUCAGCCCACUUCUUUGUCAUUCUCAUCACGUAUGUCCCUGGACUGUUUUCAUCCAUCACCCACCGCAUUGGUCGCACCAUUCCUCCUUAUGCUCACAUUAUCCUUGCCAAUCUCUACCUUCUCAUACCUUCUGUGUUCAACCCAAUUAUCUAUGGUAUAAAAAUGAAAGAGAUACGGGACAGGGUGGUCAAAUGCUUGUGCAGAUGA